Molecule: messenger RNA, 821 nt
Organism: Chlorella variabilis
Lineage: Eukaryota; Viridiplantae; Chlorophyta; Trebouxiophyceae; Chlorellales; Chlorellaceae
Exons: 4
Coding region: 1-741 (246 amino acids)
Source: RefSeq, a predicted model, not a curated record
AUGCACUCGUCUAUGAUGCGCCUUGCCCUUGCGGCAGCAGUCCUGUUCCUGAUGGCUGGAGGUGCCGCGGCCGCAUGCAGGCAGGGCAAGAAUGGCUGCGUCAAGUGCUUCAAGAACAAGUGCGGGAAGUGCGCCAGAGGCUGGCUCAAGCACCCCAAAAACGUCUGCCUGCCCUGCCGCCGCUUCGGCUGCAAGACGUGCAAGUGGGAUAAAGCCGCUGUGUGCACCAGCUGCGCCAAGGACUUUUGGCUCAAGGCAGGCAAGUGCCGUAGCUGCCCCAAGGGCUGCUCCGAGUGCUACAACAAGAAGGGGAAGGCACACUGCACAGCCUGCGACCGUACUUACAAGCUCGUGGGAGGCAAGUGCGUACGCCGAGGAAUCGUGGCCACCUGCCCCCCACUUCCCGUGCCCGUCUGGCGCACCGACACCGUCUUCGGCUGGGACCCUGUGUACGGCGUGAACAGCGCCGGCGCCUGCGUCAAGUGCACCGGGGGCGGCAACCACAGGGAGUGGUGCAAGGCCUGCGACGGCGACGCCCCGGGCUUCUGCACGCUUUGCGAGGACGGCUCCACCAACAAGUUCCCCAUGUGGCUCGCAGCUGGGGGUGCCUGCGAAUUUUGCUCCAACAGGCAUGGCGACGCCUGCCUGCGGUGCGAAGACGACAGCGCCGACUGCCUGGAAUGCGAUGCCUCCAAGGGGUACACGCUUGUUGACGGCGACUGCGAGCAGAUGCUACCUUGACCGGCAGACCUGACCUGCUGUGCUGCCUCAAGGCGUGAUGCUCACCUGCCCUGCUUCCCAGAUCAUAACACGAAAGUCAG